GUCCCUGUCAUCCUCUUGUGAAGACCACUACCCUUCCGGUCUCAGUCCACUACCCUUCUGGUCUCAGUCCACCAACCCGCUGCUCAUUCCUCUCCUGCUCUGACAUGCACGCGGCUGGCCUUCCUACCCCCGGCGCUUGCUUGUCUCUUCUUCUUCUUCUUCUUCCUCCUCCAAACCGCGGCCACGGUAUAAAUGCGCCGCGCCCUGCCGUGUUCAAGAGAGAGAAAGAGACAGAGAGAGCGAGAGGUCUCGCCGUGCCGUGCCGUGCUCGCCUGAUCAUCGUGUCGCCGAGGCCGCCAUUCUAAAUUUGGCAGCGAAUUAAUCAGCAGCCAGCCAUUACUUACUGCCUCGCCGCAGUUAUUCCUUCCGUUGCCGUUGCCAUUUCCGCUUCGCCAGUGGAGGAUAAGAAGCAGCCUGCUGGUGGAUCUUGGAGAGAGUUCAUCGUCGGAGGAGGUCGAUCAUCAUGAGGGAUUGAUUGAUUGAUCUAUGUGCUGCGUCUGCGCCGCCGCCGCCGGAGUUUGUGGAGGAGGAGGAGAGGAGGGGCGGCGCCGGCUGCAGGUGGUUGAUCGUUGGGCUCGGUUCUUGCAAUGAGCGACGUCUCGGGCCGCUUCGUGGUGGCCGCGGCCGUGGUCGCCGUGUCGCUGGCGGCGGCGGCGGCGACGGCGGCGCACGACUACGGCGACGCGCUGUCCAAGAGCCUGCUCUACUUCGAGGCGCAGCGGUCGGGGCGGCUGCCGUACAACCAGCGCGUGCGGUGGCGCGGCCACUCGGGGCUCACCGACGGCCUCGAGCAGGGGGUGGACCUCGUCGGCGGGUACUACGACGCCGGCGACCACGUCAAGUUCGGCCUCCCCAUGGCGUUCACCGUCACCCUCCUCUCCUGGGGCGUCCUCGAGUACGGCGCUGGCGUGUCCGCCGCCGCCGAGCUCGCGCACGCGCUGCAGGCCAUCAAGUGGGGCACCGACUACUUCAUCAAGGCGCACACCGCGCCCAACGAGCUGUGGGCGCAGGUCGGCGACGGCGGCUCCGACCACUACUGCUGGCAGCGGCCCGAGGACAUGACCACGUCGCGCCGCGCCUACAAGGUGGACGCCGACAACCCCGGCUCCGAGGUCGCCGCCGAGACCGCCGCCGCCAUGGCCGCCGCGUCCCUCGUGUUCCGCCGCGCCGGCGACGCGCACUACGCGCACCUGCUGCUCCACCACGCGCAGCAGCUGUUCGAGUUCGCCGACAGGUACAGGGGCCGCUACGACGAGAGCGUGGAGGUGGUCAAGAGCUACUACCCGUCGUCCAGCGGGUACCAGGACGAGCUGCUCUGGGCGGCGCUCUGGCUGCACCGCGCCACCGGCCGCCGCGACUACCUCGAGUACGCCCUCGCCAACGCCGACGACUUCGGCGGCACCGGCUGGGCCGUCUCCGAGUUCAGCUGGGACAUCAAGUACGCCGGACUCCAGGUCCUCGCAUCCGAGCUGCUGGUGGAGGCGAAGGAGCGGCGGCUGCGGCUGAGCCCGGAGCAGCGCGCGGUGGUGGAGCAGCUCCGCUCCAAGGGGGAGUACUACGUGUGCUCGUGCAUGAACCGGAACCCCGGCGGCGCCGAGCACAACGCCGGCCGCACCCCGGCGGGGCUGCUCUUCAUCCGCCCCUGGAACAACCUCCAGUACGCCUCCGGCGCCGCCUUCCUCCUGACCGUCUACUCCGACGUGCUCUCCGCCCUGGGCGAGCCCCUCCGCUGCGGCGGCGACGCCGGCGACGUGCUGGCGUUCGCCAAGUCCCAGGCCGACUACAUCCUGGGCAGCAACCCGAUGCGCACCAGCUACCUGGUGGGCUACGGCGCGGCGUACCCGCGGCGGGUGCACCACCGCGCGGCGUCGAGCGCGUCGUACCGGCACGACCGCGACUUCAUCGGCUGCCUGCAGGGGUUCGACUCGUGGUACAGCGCGCGGCGGGAGAACCCGCACGACCUCGUCGGCGCCGUCGUCGGCGGGCCCAACGGCGAGGACGUCUUCACCGACCACCGCGGCAAGUACAUGCAGACGGAGGCCUGCACGUACAACACGGCGCCCAUGGUCGGGGUCUUCUCCAAGCUCAUGCAGCUGGAGGGGCAGCGGCCGCAGCGGCGGCGGCCGGAGGAGGCCGAGCCGGCGCCGGCGGAGGAUCUUUGAUAGGAGAAAGAAUGGGUCAAUUCCUUUGAGAAUUUCGAUGACGUGGCGGAAAAUAAAAAAAAUCAAAAGAGCAAAAAAAAGUGAUAUUGAUUAGGAGGGAUGUAUACAUGAUUCUUUUUGUUGAUUCUUACUAGAGAACAGUGUUUGAGAAUGUUUUGCACAUAGAAAUGGAUUGAAAAGGGAAAAAAAUCACAAAUUUCAAAAAGGAUAAUCGGUCUAUUAUUUUUUUUC
Panicum virgatum (switchgrass) is the source of this 2393-nucleotide messenger RNA. Its product is annotated as endoglucanase 5-like. The transcript has 2 exons. NCBI's taxonomy places the organism in Eukaryota, Viridiplantae, Streptophyta, Magnoliopsida, Poales, Poaceae. Gene Ontology annotation, biological process: carbohydrate metabolic process. Bases 588 to 2162 code for a protein of 524 amino acids. The record is from RefSeq and is a predicted model, not a curated record. Gene Ontology annotation, molecular function: hydrolase activity, hydrolyzing O-glycosyl compounds.